Messenger RNA from Pyrenophora tritici-repentis Pt-1C-BFP, 2033 nucleotides. Lineage: Eukaryota; Fungi; Ascomycota; Dothideomycetes; Pleosporales; Pleosporaceae. The record is from RefSeq and is a predicted model, not a curated record.
AUGCCUCUCCGCGCAGAACGCCCAAUAGUGCGCGUCGAGCACAGCUCCAUGCGUACCAUCGAAACCCGCAGCACCGAGAACCUCUUUGGCCUCUGGUCUGUCUUUGCACGCUGCUCGCCAGCCAUGGAAGACGGCAAGCGUUACGAGAACAUGGCCUGGAGGCUGUGGUCCCGCGAGACGUUUUGCUGCCAGCCAGACCCAGUAGCCGCGCCACAGUGGUCGUUCCAGCGCCAGCUCUCCGAUAUGCCCGAGCUGUCCACAAGCGUCGCCUCGGAUGAUUCGAACUUGCUAGACAGCGCACUUACCACUACUUCCCGCUCAGAUCUUUCAGCUUCGCGUCCCGACCUUCGCCGCCACGACUCCGCAACCAGCCAGGCCCGCGGAAGGCAUAUGACCCCCAUCGGCCUAGAAAAGGUCGUCAACUCGAUACAAGAGAAGAAAUCCACCCCCCCAUCACUCGCACGCCCUAUUCCAGAAGCCUCCACUUCCACCGUUGCGACAAGCGUCAACUGCGACAUCAUGAGCCCUGCCGUCGGCUCAGAGGCCAGCACCUCGACCGAAGUCAGCGAGCACAGCGUGGUCCGCGGCUUCGAGCCUGGCCACAUCUCCACCUCUAUCCGCUCAAGCACCAACCUCAACCCCACUCCCAUCCUGAAGAAGACCUGCAGCUUCCUCACUAAGCCGCUACCGACAAAGGCCGACUACACCAAGAAGAAGCAGCCCAUGUUCACCCUCGGUGGAUCAUCCGAGGAGGAGAACAGCUGCUCUUUCGAUGCUUACUCACCAGCACAGCGCAGCUCAUUGACUGAUCACCUCCGCAGGGGUCCUCCCAUGCGCAAGACGACCUCAUUCAAAGCUGAGGUCAGCACUCGCACCUAUCAUGAUGCCUCUGAGAGCGAGGCAGCCAUCGAAAGCGAUAGUGAAGACGAUGUUGACGAGAGCGCCAUUGAGGAAGAGGACUCGGACGACGAAGAGUGGGAGGAUGAUGACAAUGAGGAAAGCGGCCCUCCCAGCGUUGUCGACCGUCCCAUGUUCCCUCGUGUCGAUUCCAGAGUCAACCUCAGCUCCCGCCGAUCCCUCCUCACCACUGCCCUGCAUCAAGAUGACCGCGCAGCAGCUCUACAGAAUGCAGCAUCUCAAUCAUCAUCUGCUAUCCGUCGCUCCCGCACCACAGCACCAAACGGCCCUUCCACCGGCAAUUCGCCUCAAGAAGACUGCGGUCUCAUGAUGCGAGCACAAGCCUCCCGCCCCAAGCCCAUCAUCAUGACCACUUCCAACGUACAUCCACCAACAAUGAGCCCCAAGACAAUACGUAGACAAAUGCUUACCAACGAGUUGACUGGGAGCCUCCGACAGAACCUGCUGUGGGAGAGGCAGCAAAAGAAUGCUACCACCAACGCGGUUUCCAAGCGCCAACAGAGCGCUGUCAACCUACCGGCCCUGCGCCGAGCCAUGACAACAGGCGACGUCCAGGGCCUCAACACCAACGCACAACAGUCCCAGAUCAGGUCGACGACCUUCAGGGACGACAACAAGGCCAUCAGCUCGUUUAAUGACGUCUUUGAGCAUGGCCUUGGCGACUACCACAAGUCAGGAUGGUAGUCCUGCAUUGUUUAUAAUCAUCUGCACUUCUAGCGGCAUCCAUGGUUUGGCAUUGGACCACGGCGUUUGUUUUGUUUUUUUGUAUUCUGGUGGCCACCAGUCGAUGGACUGUGCUGGCGCCGGUGAUGGGUAAUGUUCCUCCCAAAAACUUUCUGAUACCAUCACGGCUUUGUCCAAGCCCGACGAGGCUACGAAUUUCUUUCAUGCGGUCAUUAUACCGGACAAAGGGGAGCGUCUUGGGCUACGAGAUGGAACAUGGCUCACGCCUACUUGGUCUGUAUCAUCAUCUGCAUUGUACUUGUAUUGGGCCAUUUGCCCCAGCCAUUAUACCCUGGAACGGGACGGCUUUUGCGUCAGACGGCAAUAGCCUGCGUGGAAGAGAGCAGGUAUUGGCCUAGGUACUUAAUGAAGAAAAGCGGAUUCACACAUUC